AGGAAAAGAAAGACCGUUGAUUGAAAGAAAAAAAGAAAAAAAAAAAAGAAAAACGCACAGAACAGAACGAUUAACCAUUAAACGUUGUUACAUUUCAACGAAGAAGAGACAAAAACGGAAAGCACAAAAAUAAAAGAGAGAGAGAGAGAGAGAGAGAUAAAAAUAAAUAGGGACAUUCGUUGAAAAAAGAAGAAGAAGGUGAAUCGGUUGAAUCGAAAGGUGGCGCGAAGAAAGAAAGGAAGAAGGAUCACACAAGGUGGUAUAAGAGAAUAACGAGAAUAGAAUGGGCAAUAAGUUGUCUUGCAGUUGUGCUCCUCUUAUCAGAAAGGCUUAUCGUUACGAGGAUUCACCAUGGCAGGCUGGCGCGAGGGGCGGAAUGGGCGGCAGCGGAGCACGAAGGGGUGACACUGGCNACUUGCUCAGGUGCGGAAGCUUAAGAGAAAGGAAGAGACUGUGGGCCGAAGUGUUCCAUGUAAGCGCAAGCGGGGCUGGAACUGUGAAAUGGCAGCAGGUUUCCGAGGAUUUAGUUCCUGUAAAUAUCACGUGCAUUCAAGAUUCGCCAGAAUGUAUUUUCCAUAUUACCGCGUACAACAGUCAGGUGGACAAAAUUUUGGACGUACGAUUGGUACAACCAGGUACACGGAUUGGACAAGCGUCAGAGUGUUUCGUUUAUUGGAAAGACACGAUGACCAACGACACAUGGGGAUUAAAUUUUACCUCUCCGAUAGACGCUAAACAAUUCAGAGAAUGUUGCUCACCGUCGUUCAAGAUUUCAAGGAAAGCGUCCUCUUCUUACUCGUUGAAGCUCGAACCGCCUAACAAACAAAAGAUCAAGACACGGAGAAAGCCUUUAUCGACACCGGCAUCACCGAGCAGAUCCAGGGAGCCCCAAUGCACUUGUAUGACACCGGAACAACUCGCCAGAUUUCGAAGCCAAGAAGCCAGAUACCGAGGUUUUUGCACUACCUCUACGCUUCCACGGACGAUGGCGCGAUCGACCGAGGUGGAGAUGACGCCGGGUCGUGAUAAAAUAACAGCGGCAACGUCCAGUGCCUCCCUCUACGACAACGUUAACAAUGCGAACGUGACGCCGGGGAAAACGGCGAAAGCAGGGGAAUCGAAGCAAAAGGAGAAACAGAACGAGACAUGUCAGACAACGCCAAAGACGGCGAACGUAGGCAUCGAAACUGUAACCGUUGGCUCGCAAAUCGAUAGCCCGGAAGAGAAAGGCGCUGCGAUAUCACCGAAAAAAGGUCAAAAGCAAAGUCAAGACUCGUCUACUCAACAAAAUGGUAGCGAGAUGCUCAAAUCAGAAGGUACACAAGCAGGUGGCACAUUACAAAAUAAGUCGUUGCGAAAAGAGCAAUUACAUCAUACGAAGUCUGCCGAUUACACAGAUUUGGAGAUGCAAAACGGCAAUAUUUUCAACAUAGUGAACAAUAAUCACAGUGGGAAGAAAUCGAAAAGCAAGAGUACGGACGAUAUGAGAAUCGAGAAUGCGCAAAACGGUGGGAUUAGUUUAGAUUCGAACACGUUGAAACGUAUGCUGAAACCCAUGCCGAGUAUCGAUAGCCCGGUCACGUCCCCAGAGAUGACGAGAAAAAGGCAUAGCCAUCAUAAUUAUCAUUAUCAUCCGAGCAAUAACAAUCAGAAGUACAUCAUGCAAGAGACUGAAAACGAAAAUUGCGCCCAUCUGUAUCGACCAACGUAUAAUAACAAGUUCCAGACGACUAGAAGCGUGCAUGACAUGGGACGUCAAUACGCCGGCGGGAGAGCCAGGACCUAUUUAGAUUCGGAACGUAAUCGAUGCACAGGUGAUAUGUCGCCGCCAUCGGAUAAUGUCAUCUUCGAUAAUCAGUGUUACGCGACCACGCCGAGUUCCUCCAAUGGAAACUCGGACAUGGAGCAACCGACGCACUGCAAUUCCCGUCGUUGCAACGGUAGCCAGGCUUAUCAACAGCAGAACAUGCAAUCGGUGUCGACCCCCGGAAGCCCUACCAGCAGGCUAUUGCUCGAGUACGAGAUGCAUCUGAGGAACACACUUGCCAAGGGUAUGGACGCUGAGAGUUACAGUUUACGCACUUUCGAGGCGUUGCUCACUCAAAGCAUGGAGGAUUUAGAAUUCGCGAAAAAUAUACCGUUGAACACUCAACGUACGCCUCACGUUUCACGAAGACGUUCAAGUUCCAAUAAAUCGUCGACGUUACCGUUGUCGUAUCGUUACGAAAGGCAGAAUAGCAAGGACAGGGACGGUUAUUACAGCGAUCGUAACGAAAUGAUCAGGGAGAAGAGGGACAGGGAAAUCGAUCGGGAUCGCGGAUACCUCAGCGAUUAUAAUUCGAGAUGCACCAGCUGCGUAGGGGAGUCCGCACGCGCGCAAUGGUUUCGACAUUCGGACGGAUGGCAAUCCGGCAGUUCGACCCUCGGCUCCGGCGCCUCAAGCUCGAUAAAUCCGAGCUACACGGGCCACAAACGGGACUCCCCCUGGGAUUCUUUGCCAUCGUUGAGACACGAGGGCAGCCUUAACGACAGCGGAUACAAAUCGAAUCGGACGGAUUCUUUGGAGCAAAGAGGCACUUUCGAUAGACAGGACAGCGUGAGAUCGGAUUAUAUGUCCGAUCGGGAUGGCAGAUACGGAAUUGUUCAACAAGCUUCCCUGGAGAGCACAGACUCGAGAAUUUGCUACUUGACGUCCUCAGAGAUGUCAGACGACGAUAAAAUGUCCCUAACUACCGCGGUUAGCGACGACGACGACGGGGAGAGCGUGAUAAAUUCGCCCUAUCGAGGGAAACAGACUGGUACAGCCGCUGCGUCGUUCAAUUGUACGGGGGCGGUACGAAAAGCUGGAUUUCUAAGCGUGAAGAAAUGGCUGUUACGAAAGAAGCAUCAGAUCGAGCUAGCGAGGAAGAGGGGUUGGAAAGGUUACUGGGUUUGCCUGAAGGGGACCACGCUCCUCUUCUAUCCUUGCGAAUCCCAAGAAAGUAGAACCAUGGAGGCGGCGCCCAAGCAUUUGAUCAUAGUCGAUGGCGCGAUAAUGCAACCGAUCCCGGAACAUCCGAAGAGGGACUACAUAUUUUGCUUGAGCACCGCUUUCGGCGAUGCUUAUUUAUUUCAGGCUCCGUGUCAAGUGGAACUCGAGAACUGGGUGAAUAGUAUACAUUCGGCUUGUGCAGCCGCGUUUGCGCGUCAUCGUGGUAAAACUGGAACCCUUCAUUUAUUGCAGGAAGAAAUAUUUCGCUUAGAGAAAGCGAUAGAAUCGGACCACAAAUUGAAACACAUGGCUGAUCUUCAGCAAUCCGUCGUGUCUGACGUGGAGACGAAACAGCAGAUCAACAAUCAGAUUGUUCAGUGGGAAGAAAAUUUGGAGAGACUUCAUUGCGAACAAUUCCGACUCAGAUGUUACAUGGCCAGUUUACAAAGUGGCGAAUUACCAAAUCCAAAGAGUUUAUUGACGCACGUAUCCCGCGCCACGAAGCAGACGUUGAACAAAUUAGGAGUUUUCACCGUGUCGUCGUUUCACGCUUUCAUAUGCGCGCGGAGCCCUUCCCUGUUGAACAAUCUGUUGGCGGGACGAGGGGCUACCAAGAGAAGGCCGCCAUUGUUGUCGAGAUCCAACAGCGGAUCGNNCAGGAGAUCCCUUCAAAUUUCGUCCAGAGAUGAUGAGAAGACGGUGAAGGUUUUCGUGCCGGAAAAUCAGCUGGUAUCCGUAUUUGUGCGCGAUGCUAUGACAGUGGAAGAAUUCCUCGCAAGCGCUUGCAAUAGAAAGAACCUUAAUCCGAUGGAACAUUUCGUUCGCGUGAAAAAACGCCGCGACAUGGAAGAUCAUAAUUAUUUCGUACCACAUAGAACCGACUUGAUAGAAACAUACUUGCACACGCACGAAGUGGUCGAGGUAUGCGCGAAGAUCCUGUAUCAAGUGGAGUUGCAAAGGAACACCCUUGAACAAAUGUGGGGAUUCUCGGUGGAGGCGGAGUUGAUCGAGAAUUCCGAUCGACAGGACGAGCUGUGCUGUUACGUCAGCAGGGUCGAGGAUAAGAGCGUAGCAAUGCAGAAUGGUAUCAUUAAAGGUGACGAAAUCAUGGUGAUCAACGGCGCGAUAGUGAGCGACCUGGACAUGAUGUACCUGGAAAGCGUGUUGCAAGAGGAGGUCGGUUUGUGCAUGAUGAUGAGAUCCUCGAGGACCGAGCCCCCGGAUCUUACGGGGAUAAUGAGAGUGACCGACGACAUAAUCGAGAGUUUGGUUUGCCCACCGCCACCCUCCGACCCGCCUGUUAUAAGCGAAGAAAUGAUCUCUGGGUUAAUCGUUCCGGCUCCUGGAUGGAGCAAAGAAAGUAUUAUGCAGGAGUGCACGACGACAUCUCACAUGGAGAAUGGCAAACAAACGUCUCGGACGAAUUCGUUCGAGAUAGAGAAUUUGUUAAAAACGGCGGAACAAGUGACGGGGAUCUGUCGAUCGCCUGGUGAAACGCGAAAGUCGAGCCCAACCGGAAGCGUUGUUAGUUCUCAUUCCCAAGCUCUGACGCCGAGCAGGCAGCUGAGCGAUGCUGAGAAACUGAAGAAAGUUAUUCUAGAAUUAAUUGAGACUGAACGUACUUACGUGAAGAAUUUAAAUAAUUUGUUGGAGAACUACUUAGAGCCCCUUAAACGCGAAACCUUCCUAUCGAAUGCAGAGAUAAACGCAUUGUUCGGGAACAUACAAGAGAUUGUUACGUUUCAACGGCAAUUUCUACAAAAUCUUGAUCACGCGAUCGAGAUGGAAGCUGAUUUCAAUAAUUUCGAUCAUCCUAGUCAAUUUAAGGGUGUCCUGUUUUCCAUUGGAAGUGCCUUCUUGUAUUACGUAAAUCAUUUCAAGUUGUACAGUUCGUUUUGUGCUAGCCACUCAAAGGCGCAAAAGGUUUUACAUCCAAAUGAAGGAAACCAAGCUUUACAAGAGUUCCUGCAAGCGCGAAAUCCAAGGCAGCAACACUCGUCGACGUUAGAAUCGUACUUGAUUAAACCUAUUCAACGAAUAUUGAAAUAUCCUUUGCUCUUGCAACAACUUCGAAAUCUCACCGACGAAAGGAGCGAAGAACACCAACACUUGAUCGAGGCUUUGAAAGGUAUGGAAAAAGUAGCAGAGCAUAUAAACGAGAUGCAAAGAAUUCACGAAGAAUACGGAGCCAUUUUCGAUCACUUGUUUAGGCAACAUCAAAAAUCUUGCAAGCAGCCGAUAGAUUUAAGCCCAGGAGAUCUUUUGUAUUAUGGAGGUGUCGAGUGGCUCAAUAUUUCCGACUUUCUUGGUAAAAUCAAGAAAGGUCUGGAAUUACACGCGAUGUGUUUCGUUUUCAAAUCUGCCGUCGUAUUCCUGUGCAAGGAAAGAUUGAGACAGAAGAAGAAACUUAUGGGAGUAUCGACAAAAGCGAACUCCAGCGAAGUGGAGAUAAUACGUUAUCAAGUGUUGAUUCCUGUAACGGAAGUGCAAGUUAGAGCCAGCUCCGCCAAAGACAUGGAAUCUCAUUUCUUGUGGGAAUUGAUCCAUUUAAGAAGUCAAUUACAGAGAAGAUCGGAGAAAGUAUAUGUGCUUUCCAACAGCACAACGGAAUUCAGGAACGCGUUUUUGAGGACGAUACGUCAAAUUAUUCGAGAAUCGGUCCGGAACAUGAGCAUACCGUCGACGAAACAAAAUCUUAGCCAACCACCGAUCAGCAUUUCCCCACGAAUGUCGACCGGCCAUGUGGAGAAAUUCGAGAAACAGUCGGCUGGAACGAGCCAGGUGGGGCAAAAUGGUGGCAACGGUGGCAGUGGGGCGGCCACGUUGUCCAAGAAGAAACAGCAAUUGUUGACAACGUCGCACAACGUGAAGCGAAAAUACAGCCAAUCGAAACAGGCUGUGGAGCACGAGAGCUCCGAGGAUAAGGACAACGAGGAGGCAGGGGCCUCGGCCAUUAACCAACAGCAAACGACAUUUCGCUCCCGGAGCAAGACCAUAAGCGACACAUCCGGGGAGAUAAAGGUCGAGAUGGACUCGGGGACGAAAUCGGAGGGUGAGGAAGACUCGCAAGCUUUUUUAGGUGAGAAGAAGGCGAAUUUGGGCCGUACGCCGAAUCAUUUGACUUUGAGCACCACUUCGACAAUUUCAGCAGGAAGUACGGGUAGUCAGGCGAGACUGAUCCAAUCUUCUCAUCAACCGGAAAAUUAUCAACCGAUCACGGUCAAGGAACUUGGAGAGAAUCUUAAAGAAGGGAGUGAACUUUGCUUUUAGAACUUGUGCGGGAAACAAACACACUUCCCUCGCAAUCGAUCGAACGACCGAAGAAUGUUUUCGAUACACGCAUGACUUUAUUAUGCGCGAGUGAUGACAAUUUCAAAGUACUUUACGUUCUUACGCCGGCUAUAUCUUAAUCUCUCAUCCGCUAUUGGAUAGACGCAUCGAUCGAAGUUUAUUGUCGCGUUUUAUCGAUAUUAUAUAUAUCGAUCGAAAAAUCGAAUCAUCGGUUACAGUGAUAAAUUGCCAUAAUAUAGGCGUGGUGCACAUUCUUGUCCAUAAAUCUGCCUACGUAAUAAAUCUUGAACGUAAUAUUUAUUAAAAAUAUCACUGAAAGAAUAAUUUUUCGUUUCGAACGAUUCGAUCUUAUAAGUACAAAAUUCCUUUUUUUAUCUAUUUCGAGAUUUAUCGACGGGGAAAUGUGCACACGUGCUAGGGAGUAAAACGAAUUUAACGAAAUUUUCGAGAUUUUAUCUAUUGAUAUUAUCACACACAUCGAUCAUUAUCGCCACUACCAACGCUGUUGCCGCAUCCCGUUAUUGCAACCACAACUAUACUAUACUACAUCUUCGACUUCAACCACUACACAAUUACUACCGUUACUACUACAACUACUGCUACUAUCGCUGCUGCUGCUAUUACUACUUCUGCGAUUAUUGCUGCUCCUGCUGUUUACAACUUAUUGCAUGCCAUCGGUACAAGCACGUACGAAGCGAUUUUCGUUUAUACCUCGACUCUCGUCUCGACUGUAAUUAUUUCACGAUGUUUUCUUUUCUGCGUGGACGGCAAUGCGACACCACGUAAUAAUAAAACUCUGUAUAUAA
Apis dorsata (giant honeybee) is the source of this 7068-nucleotide messenger RNA. It is a transcript of the gene sif, whose product is annotated as protein still life, isoform SIF type 1. Bases 284 to 6241 code for a protein of 1985 amino acids. The transcript is spliced from 31 exons. The record is from RefSeq and is a predicted model, not a curated record. Gene Ontology annotation, cellular component: membrane; synapse. Lineage: Eukaryota; Metazoa; Arthropoda; Insecta; Hymenoptera; Apidae. Gene Ontology annotation, molecular function: guanyl-nucleotide exchange factor activity; protein binding. Gene Ontology annotation, biological process: positive regulation of axonogenesis; activation of GTPase activity; small GTPase-mediated signal transduction.